GCUAGGAGCAGUUUCGGUACCUGUCUGUCUAAAUUCCCUAGAAAAUAUCUAAAUUGUACAUUUACAUUGCGUUUAGAAAAAUGCGUGAUUAUGUAUCCAACUUAAUACGUUCGCAUCGCUGCCUUUGCAUUUUUACUGCGCUCCAAUUGACCCUGAUGCUCUCGAUGCUGGAAGUGAAAGUGAAAGUUGACCAAUCGCCGGAGCUGCAGCGACCUUUGACCCGAGUGUACUUGGUGGCCCAACUGGGGGAGCUUGCCUGGAGUCCAUUGUUUUCCGGCUUUGCCAUGGGUGCCAUGUUCUACGGAUACGGUUUGAUACACUUGCCCAGCAAAGGACUCCUCGGGGGGUUCUUCUCCAGCCUGCGAUCAGCGGGCUUAUCCGUGUGGCAACAAUGCAGUCCCGUGAUGCUUGUGCCCUGGACCAUGAAGGUGGCCCAGAACCUAAGCCUUUUCCCCUGCCACAUGUGGGAGUGCCUGGCCAAGGAUGUUUUCCUCGAGGCCGACAAUUGUCUGUGGCUCGUGUUCCUGGCCGUUGUGCUGUGGAACUACCUGCUAAUCCUGGCCAUCGCCAGCUUGGUGCUGGCUGUGAGACUCAACCUCCAGAUGAUGUGUGCCAGGCACAUUGGGAACGGGGACCACGAGCUGCGGGCCUACGUCCGGGGAAUCAACGAGCUGCUCGGCUUUGAGAUGAUAGUGCUCACUGAAUGAGAGGUUUUGGUUACCCACAAGUAACCUCCAUUGUAUAUAGAGGUUAUAUUGUGUAUAAUAUUAUAUGAUGACAAAUUAUAAGUUUAAUUAUGGAACAAUAAAAUUGUAGUAUUUGAAACACAAAGAGA
Molecule: messenger RNA, 835 nt
Organism: Drosophila santomea
Lineage: Eukaryota; Metazoa; Arthropoda; Insecta; Diptera; Drosophilidae
Exons: 1
Coding region: 81-707 (208 amino acids)
Source: RefSeq, a predicted model, not a curated record